Molecule: messenger RNA, 1713 nt
Organism: Fusarium subglutinans
Lineage: Eukaryota; Fungi; Ascomycota; Sordariomycetes; Hypocreales; Nectriaceae
Exons: 6
Coding region: 1-1713 (570 amino acids)
Source: RefSeq, a predicted model, not a curated record
AUGUCAGAAGUCUUCUUGCACCCCGUGGAAAAGUUAGAAGGGUUGAGGAAUGAGUUGAAGGAAAAGAAAAGAGAAAGGAAGGAAGGAGAAAAUGGAAGUGGUACCCAAGCUGCCUCCAAGGUGAUGCUCAAAACCUCCAAUCGCCAUCUAAAGGGCAUGGUUCAGAAGGAUCUAGUAUGCGAGGGCGUUGCAAGUUACUGCUUGAGCGAAUAUGCGACGAACCUUCACCUGGAUGCCUGGAAACGCCGAGAUCCUAGUAGCCCGGAUGAUAAUGUCACACUACCCGUUCUCAAUGGCCAAACUGUUUGGGCCCGGUACGUUGAGAUCGAGGGUCGCAACUACGUCAAGUCUCUGUCAACCGUUCGCAUGAGCGAGAAUGAUACGAUGGUUUUUACGGCCAAACCAAAUGUCGACUCAUGGAUGGAGUUAAGCAUGUACUUCUCUGAAGAUAGUUUGGGAGUACGCAGCGUCAUUGCCUGUUUGGAGGAUGGGAUUCAGCGUACUGAGGAACCUGGCCUUCGAUGGGUCUUCAUUCCCCCUCAACUUUACAAUCUCCCAUUCUAUAUCAGGAUGAACUUUGAUGGCCUUAAGCUGCGCAACUUGGAUAUCACACAAUACGAAAGAGAAUAUCACUAUGCACAACGAACACGUUGGGCUACGUUACCCAGAGACCUUGGCUACCUUCGCGCUCCCGACGAUGAUAUCUUCGAGAGUAGUCACAAGGCUGCAGUCCAGGCGAUCGACUGGAACCUAUGUGGAGUCUCCGGUUAUGUCAUUGGCAUGCAAUGCAGCUGUAUUGACUCAAUCGUUCCCUAUAGGCCGGGUAAGUUACCUCCUACCAUCCUUGAUGCUUACUUUAAUGUCAGAUCAACUUGGCUUUAUUUCCCUGUUGAUCCUGACGAACGAAUCUCCGAGCUAUGGCUUCGCUCAGGGGACUUCCCGUCCGAUGAUGAUGAUGGUUUGACUCUAUCAGAGUCUCUCAUAGUUGUCACAAGCAACGGUCGUAGUCUUGUUCUUGGCCCUGACAUUCGGCUUGCCGAUCUACCAUCAACAGCUCCAGCCCGAACAUUCUACUACAAGUACGGACAUGCGCAGUCUUGGCUGGGGUUCGAGAGAAUGACAACAUGGAAUGAUCGCAAGAUCGAACUCUCUUUUGGACCACCAACCAGGCCCGGCCCGUAUGACUGGUCUGACCAGUUCUUUUCAACGUCCGCCGACCUUGAGAACCUUCAAACGAUUACCCCCUGCCGUGACUGGAGAAACUGUGUAGACAACGAAAUAUUUGGUCUGCUUUUCACCUAUGCAGACGGCCGUCAACGAUCCGUUGGGCAAAUUCGCCUGGAUCACUUGCAGGACCCCGUCAAUAUUACUGACAAGUUUUGGCUUGGAAGCACCGGGGACACGGAGCCUGAUCAAGAAGAAGAGCCCUGCCCGCCGACGGGGCAUAUAACAUGGCUAGGCGUGUGCAAACCAAUUCCGAAUGCCGAAUUGGAAUACCUCGAGAUUCCGCUGAGAGGCAAGCUCGAGUGGCGGUCGAACUGGGGGACUGUAACCACGAAAAACGCUGUGCGACAUCUUGAAGACCAUAAGCUGAAAGACGAGAUGGAUAAAGUGAUAGCUCGCGAGGCUGCAUCUCGUGCAAUUGCUUCCAAGACGGUCAAGACGUUCUCUGUUCGAACGGGUGACAUGUGCUUCUACGAAGACGAGACUUAG